This is a messenger RNA of Coniophora puteana RWD-64-598 SS2, 1725 nucleotides long. Its product is annotated as DUF1793-domain-containing protein. Bases 1 to 1725 code for a protein of 574 amino acids. The record is from RefSeq and is a predicted model, not a curated record. The transcript is spliced from 9 exons. Lineage: Eukaryota; Fungi; Basidiomycota; Agaricomycetes; Boletales; Coniophoraceae.
AUGGAGUCUGCGGCGAUUUCGCUCAGGCCCCCCUCCGUUCCUCUCGCCGUCCGCUCGCCCUACCUCUCCGCAUGGCUACCCCAGGGUCCUGGUGCCAUGCUUGCAGGCACCUGGCCCCGAUUCUGGAACGGGUCAAUUCUCGGCUGGGCUGGUUAUAUCCGCGUUGACGAUACCACGUACACUUUCCUUGGCGACCCCAGCCUGAACCCAGGCCUUGCCAUCCAAAAGAGUGUGACUUAUACUUCGACACAGUCGACCUUCGUACUGACUGCUGGCCCUGUUGAUAUCACUGUAAGAUUCCUCAGCCCUGUCGAGCCCGACGACCUCGUCAAGCAGUCGAUCCCAUUUUCCUACAUGGCCGUAUCUGUUGCAGCCAACGACGGUGGCUCUCACUCCGUCAGGCUCUACACCGAUAUCUGUGCUGAAUGGGCUUCUGGCGACAACACACAUGUUGUUACCUGGACCUCAUCUACCUCCGGCGAUGUCUGGUCCCACCGGGUCGGGCCUCGGGACCAGGUUCUUUACAGUGAGCAAAACGAUCAAGCCGAGUAUGGCUCCGCCUACUACGCCACUCAGAACUCAAACAAUGCUACUGGCAAACAGUUCAUCAAUAAUGGCGAGCUCGCUAAUCAUGGUGACACCAACUUCCGCGCUGUCAGUGGCCACUGGCCCGUAUUCGCCUUUGCCCAUGACCUUGGUAUUAUUUCUGGUGCCUCUGAUCCCGUCAUCUACGCCAUCGGCCACAUUCGUGACCCUGCUGUUCAAUAUGUCACUGCCGCCAAAAACCUCCAGGACCGUAAUGCCUAUUACUGGACCAUGUACUCAAGCGUCUCUGACCUUAUCGAUGACUUCGUGAAAAGCUAUUCUACCGCUCUCUCCGAUGCCAACGUCUUCGAUAACAAAGUCAAGAGCGAUGCCACCACCGUCUCCGACCAAUACUAUGACAUUGUUGCCCUCUCUGUCCGUCAAAACAUUAACACUGUAGAUGUCAUCAUGCCCGCUUGGCCCGUCUUCCUCUACACCAGCCCGACGCUCUGCAAGUACCUCCUUCUGGGCCUGUUCGAGUACCAACAGUCCGGCCUCUACCCCAACCGGUGGGCCGCCCAUGAUCUUGGUGCUUCCUACCCAAGCGCUAUUGGUCACAACGAUGGGAAUGACCUGCCCAUGCCUCUCGAGGAGUGCGGCAAUAUGAUCAUUAUGGUUCUCAGCUACACUCAGAGGUCCAACGGCCAGUCCUUUGCCUUGGCGUACAUUCAACUCCUCGAGCAGUGGACUGACUGCCUCGUUCAGGGGGCUCUUGUCCCCGCGGACCAAUACUCCAGCGACUCAGCCACCGCCAACCACCAUCUCGCGCUCACCUACGGCGAUCUGGAGAGCUGGGGCCUGAUGUACAACCUCUACGCCGACAAGCUCCUGGGGACAAACGUGUUCCCGCAAUCACUCUUCGCAUCCCAGACUGCGUGGUACAGAAAUGUCAUCAACGAAUACGGCGCACCCCUUGACAGCCGCAGCACCUACACCAAGUCAGAUUGGCUUAUGUGGACAGCCGCGUUUGUCACCGAAAACGCGGUCCGCGACGCCAUGAUCAAUGCGGUCCACCCCUACAUUAGCGACGGGCAGAACGAUAUGCCGUUCGGUGAUUGGUACGAUACCCAUUCUGGUGACUCGAUCGAUUUCCGCGGUCGCCCCGUUGUUGGUGGCCAUCUCGCUCUCCUUGUCCUGUAA